Marchantia polymorpha subsp. ruderalis is the source of this 1719-nucleotide messenger RNA. The record is from the annotation of a GenBank genome assembly. NCBI's taxonomy places the organism in Eukaryota, Viridiplantae, Streptophyta, Marchantiopsida, Marchantiales, Marchantiaceae.
ACAACUUGUAACCAUGUCUAUUAUUCGAUACCCUGGAAUUUGCACAAGUGACAUGUAGCGGAGAUGAGGAACGCUGAAGCGACUGAGUCUUCUUCAAAUCUUUCGACAGAAGAAAUUUGACAAUGUCAGCGCUGUGUAUAUAAGCAUGGGCCAUGACGAGAUGGGAGCUUUCUGUGCCCUUCCAGCACAUGUUUCAUAGAUGUUAUUUGUCACGUCGUCGAAGGUAUUGUGAAGGACCGGUACUAGGAUAUAAUCCAGUGCAAGGGGAAGAGGUCAAGAUGAAUCCGUCGAAGGUUCUAUAUGUACACUACGAAGCAUCAGAGGUUACCUAGACCUCGUUACACCUUUUGUACUGGCUCGAAAGUUCGUUAUGACGGAGAACAAUCGGGCCCCGGGCCACUGCUGUCAUACGACAUUACUCUGAAUCUCCAGCGAAAAUUAAAGACGGAGAUGUGCACUUAAAGUUUUCCUUAGAUCAAGAGCUACGAGGACAGUCAAGAAGGGAAAAUGAUCCAGACCGGACAUCCCUACCUAGCCGAGUUCUUUGGACCACCGUACACAAGCCUUUGCGUGCGAAUCCUCUCUCCAUCAGAAUGCUUCACAACUUGUUCUCUCCCUUCGGCUUUGUCGAAAAGAUCAUAAUCUUCGAAACUGUGAUUGGACCUCAAUCUGUUUUGCAGUUUGCAGCAGAGGAGAGUGCAGUUCAAGCGAGGAACUCUCUCCAUGGACGUGACAUCUAUGAUGGCUGCUGCACUCUAGACAUAAAAUAUUCCGACUUUCAAGAAUUGAAUGUUGGUGUUAAUAGCGAUCGAAUGUGGGACUUCACAGUCAAAUUCGUCCAUCCUAACAACCAACUUUCUAUGAAGCGACGACCUGCGAUUCAUAUGUAUAGAUCUAUGCCAACUAACGAUAUCGUGUCGUCGACUUUUCCCGGUGACGAUGGAGCUGAAUCGACUGGAUCACACGACGUGCAAAGUGUUUUUGACCCGCAUGAGAGGAGCACGCUUCUGGUUUGCAAACUCCACAGGGUGAAUAUGGAUGCAGACAGGCUCUUCAACCUCUUCUCGAACUACGGACAUGUCGUGCGGAUCAAAGUCAUGGAUGCGAAACCUGAUCAAGCACUGAUUCAAAUGGAAAAUGGUAGUAGUCAAGCACAGAUGGCACUAGAAUAUCUUCAUGGUGUGAUGCUGUUUGGUAGGUGUAUCCAGAUCCUAUAUUCCAAACACAUUUAUGUCGCGCCUUCACAAGUCCGUGAGUUCAGCAAUAGUUCGAACGCGAGUGGAAUUCACCGCUUUUUCUCACCCCACUUCAACUACCGUCAUUGUUGUGCUCCCACGUCCAUGCUUCAUGUUGGUCGAAUAGCCUCAGAUGUCGAUUUGGACGACUUCCUAACUCAUCUUGCAAAUCAUGGUACCAUCAUCAAAUCAAGGCUGUUUGAGUUCAACGGUAAGCGUCAGGCUCCCGUUUUAUUUGAAUCGGUGCAGGAGUGCACAGAGGCUCUCGUUUGCAAACAGCAAGCGUGUUAAAAGGAAAGGCCAUUUGUCUAUCCCUUUCUAAGCAGGCCAGUUUGUAGAAGAUAGAGACUACUGUAAUUGUACAAGUCUGCAGCUGAAGGUGAGCAUUCUUUGUGAAUGACCUAUCGAGCAAAAUGUCUAUUAUGGUGUUCGUGUAUAUUUGAGUGCCAUCAUCAUCAUUUCAAAGCGUAGUCUUGAAACUCUC